GUUCCUUUCGUUUGACAGUUUAGUUGUGUGUUAUCGUUCAAUGUUAAUUUAAUUUUAGUUUCAGUUCACUUUGUGUUCAAGAAAUGCGUUCAUCAUGGUUUCUGCAGACGAGUAUCCUUGCGUCGAUGCAACAGAAGCUUCUAACAUAUCGUGUCUGCCAUCAGAUAGCUGCGGAAUAGACACUAGCAUCAAAGAGUCUGAUACUGAACGUAUGAAACAAGAGGUUAAAGAUUGUUCAUGUCACAAGCAAUAUGGAAUUAUAAACCGAGGAGUUCCAGCAGAGCACUAUUACAGAAAAGAUGCAGCAGAUCCAUCGUCUAAGAAAGAACCAUCGAUUAACCAAAAGCCGCCUAUGCAAUCAACGAUGCCAUGUUUAUGUCACGCUCAUAAGAUACCUUACACUUUACCACUGAAAUAUAAGAAUGGUGUAUCAAAUCGUUCGCCACUUUGGUGCCCCUUCCCGUGGAAAUGGCCCAACAAAGGAUAUCCAUGCAGGCAAGAUAAAACAUACAAGGUUAAAUUGAAACAACAGAAAUGCCCUCAUUAUGCCGAGCCCUUCGUGUGCUGCGAAAUAUCAGAAGGCAUACCCAACAAAAGAAGUGCUAAAGCUAUAAAAACAGUUACAGCAUCAAAAGCUGAAGAAAAGGCAAAGAUCGAAGAUCCGAGGCCAAUGGAGAAGAUAGAGAUCUACUACUUUGAUCAUGGGAAUUCGGCAUAUUUUAGAACAACGGACUCGCCACCGAUUUUGGCGACAGAGAAGUGCGCGGAAAAGACCGACCAAGCGGCAACGCGGUUUUGGGCUGAAAUAUUCGGGACAGUCCACAUCGGCACGGCCUUUGUCACGGCGUUUAUCCUACAAUUAAUUCGUUUCGUGCUCUACAGCAUUAUCAGACCACUCACCGUGGGCAUUAUGCAAAUGUUUGCGGAUUAUUUCAUAAAACCCUGUCUAUCCAUCCUGUUCAACGCUCUUAUCCAGCCUGUGCUAAUUUUAUUCUAUAACGUUGCGACCUCGUUGAAAGACCUUUGCGAACCUAUCGCUGAAGCAGUCGGCCUAUUUUUGAGAGAGAUUGCUAGCUUGUUUGCAGCAAUUCGGAUAGUUGAAGUGAAACAGGUUGUUACUCCUUCCGUUGAUUGCACUUGACAGAGGAGAAUAUGUCUUUGUUGUACGUGCAAGGUUCACGGAAUCUUCCGCUUCUAUUCGUGAAACGAGAAUAUUACUUAACGAGAUCGCGAUCAUUUAUACGUUACGGUGAGGUAGAAGGUGUAUGGCUGAUGGACUCAGUUCAUGAUGGAUGGCUUCGGUUGGUUUGGAGAAACUGGACUGAGGCAAGAGGAAGCAGAUUUCAAGGAUCCGAAUGCUGAAAACACUUGCAGGCUCAAAAUUGGAUAGAUGUAAUUUAUAGAAACGUGUACUGUUUUUAAGUCAACGAUUGCUGAUUUCUUAUACUUGACAGUAUUUCCAUCGCAGAGUAGGAUAAAAGGCUUCGUUUCUUGCAACGAUGGUCGACGGCGAAGGACAUCGAUGACACAAACGAUGAUUGCAGGACUGGAAAAAACCGACCGAAUGAGUUGGACCGAAAAUAACACAUGCCUUAACACCAGGUAUAUAU
This is a messenger RNA of Megalopta genalis, 1610 nucleotides long. RefSeq lists its product as uncharacterized. NCBI's taxonomy places the organism in Eukaryota, Metazoa, Arthropoda, Insecta, Hymenoptera, Halictidae. The record is from RefSeq and is a predicted model, not a curated record.